AUGGGUUUCAGACCAUGGAGAACAAAGACUGACGGCUUGGUCUCUGAGGUUGCCGUCGGUCCUGAAAUGACAGCAUAUCCUGAUGGUCUCGAUCAUAAGAACGAUGGCCUCAACACAGCUGUCAACGAUCCAGCAAGUUCGGUAGAUGAUCGACCAGUAGAAGAUGCUCAGCAUGGUGUUCAAGCAGUAGAAGCUGUCACUUUGAUCUGGACCAAAAACCAAUUAUAUUUGGCAUACGCAUUCAUUUUCCUCGUUUUCUUCGUGAUCUCUAUGCAACAACAGAUCCAGAACAAUCUUUCGGUUUACGUUACUUCCUCUUUCAUCCUCUUGCCUUUGACUGGUACCACUAGUAUCGUAUCAAGCAUUGUUGGUGGUGUCUUUAGACUUCCAAUUGCUAAGUUUGUCGACUUGAUUGGCCGUGCCGAGGGAUUUGCGAUCAUGACCGGUUUCGCUACAAUAGGUCUGAUCAUGAUGGCUGCGUGCAAAAAUGUAGAAACUUAUGCAGCUGCGCAAGUAUUUUAUUGGCUGGGAUUCGAUGGUAUGAUGUACGUCCUCGAUGUCUUCAUGGCCGAUACAUCAAGUCUGAAGAAUCGAGCCUUGGUUUUCGCUUUCUCGACGACUCCAUAUAUUGUAACAACAUGGAUUGGACCUCCUGCGGCGUCGUCAUUCCUCAAAACAAGUGGAUGGCCAUGGGCCUUCGGUGCUUUCGCAAUUAUUACUCCCGUGAUCUGUAUCCCGAUUCUUUCACUUCUAUGGGUGAAUCAAGGUAAAGCAAAGAAAGCAGGCUUGAUCAAGAAGAUUGAUAGUGGCCGUACAUGGGCUGAGAGUAUCAAAUACUAUUUCUGGGAAUUCGAUGUCAUUGGUCUCCUCCUCGUUUCCGCUGGGUUUGUCCUAUUCCUUCUGCCUUUCUCCCUCGCCUCCUACCAAAAGGAAGGCUGGCACUCCGGCAUGAUCAUUGCUAUGCUCGUCAUUGGAAUAUUAUGUCUCAUCGCUUUCGGUUUCUUCGAACGCUACGCCGGCCGUAAAUCCUUCAUUCCUUUCGAGCUUCUCACUGACCGCACCGUCGUCGGCGCCUGUCUCUGCGCUGCUUUCUUCUUCAUCUCCUUCUACUGCUGGGACUCUUACUUUUACAACUACCUACAAGCGGUCCAUAACCUCAGCGUCACCCACGCUGGCUACGUCACCAACAUAUACUCCAUCGGUUCCUGUUUCUGGGCUGUGGUCAUCUCCUAUGCCAUCCGCGUCACCGGCCGUUUCAGGUGGCUCGCCCUCUACUUCGCAGUCCCACUCCAAACUUUGGGCGUGGGUCUUAUGAUUCAUUUCCGUCAACCAGAUCAACCCAUCGGAUAUGUCAUUAUGUGUCAAAUUUUUAUCGCCUUCUCCGGCGGAACUAUUUCCAUCUGUGAACAAAUGGCUGUCAUGGCUGCUGCACCACACAAAGGCGUUGCAUCUAUGUUAGCAUUGAUUGGACUCUUCAGUUCCGUAGGAGGUGCUAUCGGUGUAGCAAUCUCAGGAGCAAUCUAUACCAACAAAUUCCCCGCGGCAUUGGCACAGAAGAUCAGCGACCCAGAGUUGGCAGCUCAAUUAUACGGAAGUCUCACUGUCCAAUUGCAGUAUCCUGUCGGCAGUGUAGAGCGGGAUGCAGUCUGGUUUGCAUAUGGAGAGAGUAUGAAAUGGUUGGCUGUUGCCGGAGUAGUAUUCUUGAUACCCUGUUUCGUAUUUGUUGGUAUGUGGAGAGAUUAUAAGGUCGAUGAGAUCAAGCAAGUUAAGGGAACUGUUGCUUGA
Botrytis byssoidea is the source of this 1785-nucleotide messenger RNA. RefSeq lists its product as uncharacterized. Lineage: Eukaryota; Fungi; Ascomycota; Leotiomycetes; Helotiales; Sclerotiniaceae. The coding region runs from base 1 to 1785 and encodes 594 amino acids. Gene Ontology annotation, molecular function: transmembrane transporter activity. Gene Ontology annotation, biological process: transmembrane transport. The transcript is spliced from 5 exons. The record is from RefSeq and is a predicted model, not a curated record.